This is a messenger RNA of Papaver somniferum (opium poppy), 2203 nucleotides long. Its product is annotated as probable protein phosphatase 2C 60. The transcript has 5 exons. The coding region runs from base 636 to 1829 and encodes 397 amino acids. Gene Ontology annotation, biological process: protein dephosphorylation. Gene Ontology annotation, molecular function: protein serine/threonine phosphatase activity; cation binding. NCBI's taxonomy places the organism in Eukaryota, Viridiplantae, Streptophyta, Magnoliopsida, Ranunculales, Papaveraceae. The record is from RefSeq and is a predicted model, not a curated record.
AAAAACUCUUCUUCUCUCUCGUUAUGUGGAGCCAUUAGCUACCCCUCUGCUUUGCUGGCUUUUCCCUUCUCUGUUUUGGUAGUUUUCGGGGGUUUGUUUUUCUAAAACAGAACAGAAGAAGGAGAAAUCAUAAUAUUACACACAAGAGCUUUCAGUUCCGCCCAAUCGCCAGCAAACAUUCAUUCAAAGAAAACCACCCCCUUUUCUUUUAUCAUAUUCUUCUCCCUCCUUCUUCUCCUCCUCUCUCACUCUGUAAUAUCUCUCUCUCUCUUUCUCGGUCCAAAACUCCAGACCCUAUACAAUAAGUGACGGAAGAAGAAGAAGAAGAGGGCUUCUCCUCCUCAUCUGUUUCUAUCUGAUUUGAUAGAUCCCUAGAUCUAACGCUUUCGCAAUCACAUGUCUGUCUCUUACUAGAUCUUAAUCGUUACCAGCUGUAGAACAGUAGAGGAGACUGUAUAGCUGACCAAGUCCAGAUAUUAGGGAGAUAAUACAGCCAAGUAUAACAGAAAAACAAAACAAAAUACGAGGAGUAGAAGGCAGGUUUGAAUUUUUUUUGGGGGAGGGUUAAUUUUUGGUUGUUGCAUCCUUAGUUGGAUGUGUAAAAUUGGAGAUUGGUGUAGGUGGUGAGAUGAGGGAUGUUAUCUGUAUUGAUGAACCUUCUGAGGGCCUGUUGGCGGCCAUCAUCGGAUCGUUAUGUUCAUUCAGGUGGGGAUUCAGUAGGUCGGCAAGAAGGACUACUUUGGUAUAAAGAUACUGGGCAACAUUGGAAUGGAGAAUUUUCAAUGGCUGUAGUUCAAGCCAAUAAUUUACUUGAAGAUCAGAGCCAGCUUGAAUCUGGGUCUCUAAGCAAUUACGAUUCUGGUCCGUAUGGGACUUUUAUUGGAGUUUAUGAUGGACAUGGGGGGCCUGAGACAGCACGUUUCGUCAAUGAUCACCUCUUCCGCCAUCUAAAGAGGUUUGCUUCAGAGCAAAAAUCUAUGUCUGCAGAUGUUAUCCGUAAAGCUUUUCUAGCGACUGAAGAAGGGUUUAUCUCUGUUGUGUCCAGACGAUGGUCCACUAAUCCCCAAUUUGCAGCUGUUGGAUCUUGCUGUCUUGUUGGGGUCAUCUGCGACGGGACUCUCUAUAUUGCCAACGCUGGUGACUCCCGAGCUGUCUUGGGGAGACUUGAUAAGGCAACUGGAGAGAUUUCGGCUCUUCAACUAUCUACAGAGCACAACGCCAGCAUAGAGUCUGUGAGACAAGAGCUGCAUGCUUUACACCCUGAGGAUCCACAUAUUGUAGUUUUAAAGCACAAUGUGUGGCGUGUUAAGGGCCUCAUACAGAUUUCCAGAUCUAUUGGUGAUGUAUACUUGAAAAGGGCUGAGUUCAACAGGGAGCCUUUAUUUGCUAAGUUUCGUCUUCGAGAUCCCAUCAGAAGGCCUAUACUAAGUGCUGAACCAGCUAUUUCUACUCAGGCAUUGCAGCCACAUGAUCAGUUUCUUAUAUUUGCAUCUGAUGGGCUUUGGGAGCACUUCACCAACCAGGAAGCAGUUGAGAUGGUUCAAAAGCACCAGCGUAAUGGAAGUGCUAAGAGGCUUGUGAAAGCUGCACUGCAGGAAGCAGCAAAGAAGAGAGAAAUGAGAUACUCGGAUCUGAAGAAAAUCGAUCGUGGGGUCCGUCGUCAUUUCCACGAUGACAUCACGGUUGUAGUGGUUUUCCUUGAUACAAACCUUGUGAGCAGGGCCAGCUCGGUAAUAGGUCCAACUAUAUCUGUUAGAGGGGGUGGGGUUACCAUACCUUCAAACACUCUUGCUCCUUGUGCCACCCCCGUCGAACUUGGUAUCACCUGAUAAGACCUACCUGUAUUCUCUUGUUAUAUCAACUGUGGACCCACCCAGAUCUCCUUCCUUACUAGGGUAUGCCGUCGGGUAAUUUUCUUGAAGGAUAGAGGGGAGCAGGCUUUUCAAUUCUUGGACAUGAACUGUAAUAUCUGACUGAGAGGAUGGGCACUCGAGUUUCUAAGCGACAGAAACAAGGAAAAACGAAGCGAGAUAGAGAGAUAUAGAUAGAGAGCUUCAAGGUGAUAAAGCUCGAAUUACAUUAGGACAGUUUCUUACUACUUAUUCAAUUUUCUUUUCUUCUCUCUUUUUGAGGUGUUUUAUCCUUUGUAAAUUGUGUGAGACAACAGCCUUCUAAAUCUAAAAUUUUCUCCAUUUUCAUUCCA